AUGGGGCAGAGGAAGCCUUUCCUCAACGAUGUCUAUUACCCCCCUCAGUUCCGCCGGCUGACACCACAGCGUUAUCGCCAAGCAGAGUUCAUGAUAUCAUCGCAGAACCAGUACACGGGAUUCGGGAUGGGCUUCGGUACCUUGUCACUGAGCACUGGCGGGCUGCCUGCCUUCAAGUUCCGUUCAAGACACGAAAGCAUAGACUGGAGGCGGUUCAGUGCUCUCGACGUGGAGCGAGUGGCCAGAGAACUGGAUGUUUCCACCCUCCAGGAGAACAUCAUGAGCGUGACCUUCUGUAACUUGGACUCUGAGAGGUGUCCCUGUUGCCAGAACUUGGUUGACCCAGUUUUAUUGAAGGUAUUCAAGCUAGCCCAACUUAAUACAGAGUACCUCCUUCACUCCCAGGAAUUCUUCACAAGCAACAUACAGGCACUGGAGGAGCAGCUGCAGUUGGCUUUGGAAGAGCUGGAGAACAGCAGGCAGGAAAUAGUUAAGAAGACGGAGGAGCUGAAGGCAGCGAAAGAGGAGAGCCGACGCCAGAAGAUGAUCGCAACUCUUCAGCUGCUCGUACAGGCAGGAGCCAAUAACUAUCAUAAGUGUCAACUCUGCGACAAGGCAUUUGUGAACUAUUCCUUUCUUCAAGGACAUGUCGAGCGGCGCCACCCAGAGAUCACGCAGGCUGAGAGAAAGACGAAGCAACAGACCGAACAGAUCGUGGAUGAGAUCGAGGAGCUCAGGGAACGGCUGCGCAUCAGCCAGUCACAGCUGGAAGUCGAACGCGAGGCUGAUUCCCUCAGACGAGGCCAGGAGAGAGGAAGAACUGAGGAAGGAAUUUGAAACUUGGAAAGAGGAAGAAAGGAAAAAGAUCUUUCGAGAAAUGGAGAGUCUGCGACAGCAACUUCUAACGGAGUUCCAGGAUAUGGCAUCAAAGAACUUGUCUAUUGAAGCUAAACUGCAGGAGAUUCAAUCAAGAAGUCCAGUUAUUUCCAAAGUGGAGACAUUUCAUGAGAAGGAUCAAACAGAAGAACUGAGAAACUUGAGGGAGAAAUUUGAGAAAUUG
Pristis pectinata (smalltooth sawfish) is the source of this 1060-nucleotide messenger RNA. Its product is annotated as cilium assembly protein DZIP1L-like. The record is from RefSeq and is a predicted model, not a curated record. Lineage: Eukaryota; Metazoa; Chordata; Chondrichthyes; Rhinopristiformes; Pristidae. Gene Ontology annotation, biological process: cilium assembly. Gene Ontology annotation, cellular component: cytoplasm; ciliary basal body.